Molecule: messenger RNA, 1358 nt
Organism: Elephantulus edwardii (Cape elephant shrew)
Lineage: Eukaryota; Metazoa; Chordata; Mammalia; Macroscelidea; Macroscelididae
Product: vesicle-associated membrane protein-associated protein A-like
Exons: 6
Coding region: 9-758 (249 amino acids)
Biological process (GO): neuron projection development
Cellular component (GO): endoplasmic reticulum membrane; plasma membrane
Molecular function (GO): FFAT motif binding
Source: RefSeq, a predicted model, not a curated record
CCUCUCCGAUGGCGUCCGCCUCCGGGGCAAUGGCGAAGCACGAACAGAUUCUGGUCCUUGACCCGCCCACAGACCUCAAAUUUAAAGGCCCCUUCACAGAUGUAGUCACUACGAAUCUUAAAUUAAGAAAUCCAUCAGACAGAAAAGUGUGUUUCAAAGUGAAGACCACAGCUCCUCGCCGGUACUGUGUGAGACCCAACAGUGGCAUUAUUGAUCCAGGCUUGUCUGUGACUGUUUCAGUAAUGCUACAGCCUUUUGACUAUGAUCCAAAUGAGAAGAGUAAACAUAAGUUUAUGGUACAGACAAUUUUUGCUCCACCAAAUACUUCAGAUAUGGAAGCUGUGUGGAAAGAGGCAAAACCUGAUGAAUUAAUGGAUUCUAAAUUGAGAUGCGUAUUUGAAAUGCCCAAUGAGAAUGAUAAAUUGAAUGAUAUGGAACCUGGCAAAGCUGCUCCACUGAAUGCAUCUAAACAAGAUGGACCCCUGCCAAAACCACACAGUGUUUCACUCAGUGAUACUGAAACAAGAAAACUAAUGGAAGAGUGUAAAAGACUUCAGGGAGAAAUGAUGAAACUGUCAGAAGAAAAUCGACACCUGAGAGAUGAAGGUGUAAGGCUCAGAAAGGUAGCACAUUCGGAUAAACCUGGAUCAGCUUCAGUUGCAUCCUUCAGAGAUAAUGUCACCAGUCCUCUUCCUUCGCUUCUUGUUGUAAUUGCAGCCAUUUUCAUUGGAUUCUUUCUAGGAAAAUUCAUCUUGUAGAGUGAAGCAUGCAGAGUGCUAUUUUUUUUUCCUUGACCAGAAAAAGAUUUGUUUACCUACCAUUUCAUUGGUAGUAUGGCCCACAGUGACCAUUUUUUUGUGUGUGUGUACAGCGUCGUAUAGGCUUUGGCUCUAAUGAUCUCUUACGGUUAGGAAACACAAUAAAAACUGUUUGGCUACUGGACAAAUUGUAUAUUACAAAAUCAUCACUAGCAGAUGUCAAUUGCACAUUCAAGUCCUUUAUGAAAUUCAUAAAUAAAGAAUUGUUCUUUCUUUGUGGUUUUAAUAAGAGUUCAAAAAUUGUUCAGAGUCUUGUAAAUGUUAUUUUAAUAAUCCUUCAAAUUUUAUCUGUUGCUGUUACCUCUUGAAACAUGAUUUAUUUAGAUUGCUAAUCCACUCAUUCAGGAAAUGCCAAGAGGUAUUCUGUGGGUAAAUGGUGCCUCUUACAGUGUAAAUUUUCUCCUUUACCUUUGCUAAUAUCAUGGCAGAAUUUUUCUUAUCCCUUGUGAGGAAGUUGUUUUUCAUUCUAAUAAUCCUGUCCCAUGGUAUUUAACAUUUAAAAGAAUAAUAAUAAAACUGUUAACAGAUUCUUGCUCGAUA